Molecule: messenger RNA, 336 nt
Organism: Mesorhabditis belari
Lineage: Eukaryota; Metazoa; Nematoda; Chromadorea; Rhabditida; Rhabditidae
Source: the annotation of a GenBank genome assembly
AUGAACUUUGUCGUCAUUCGAUCACCGAUCAAUCGUUUUAUCUCAAUCUACAAAUAUCUUUGCUUUUUUGCGAAAUCUUGUGGCAUUCAUGCAAAGAAUUUCACAAGAAUGGUUGAGCAAUUUGAUUUGAUGUUAAGAACUGGUCAAGAAUUUGAGGGAGAAGUGCAAUUCCCGGGUUUUUAUGUGCGAGAUCAUAUGAAACCGCAAUCAUGGGAUUGUGAGUUUCAUAAACAUCUAAAUGAAUAUCGAGUUAUCAAUUACGAGAAAAAUCUCCGAGAACAAUGGGAAGCAAUCUUUCUUGAAGCUGGGAUUUCGAAAGAGAUUACAAAAAAGGUU